AUGUCCCAGUUUUCGCACCUGAAGCGAAAGCUUGGAAACACUAAUUGGUCCAAAAAUUCCCGCAGCCGCCGGAGAAGACGUAAAUUUCAGAAACCUGCGGGUGCCCGCAAAGAAAGUGAUAGUCUCAAGGACGACAACAACAAUAACAACAACAUAGCCAGUGUAACGUACGACGAAGAUGAAGAUGAUAUUGACUUGCAACAAAUUCUCUUCUACUCUGCACAGUUCCACUCAGGGAAAAAAUUAGGACCAUGUUCUGAUAAAGCUGCAGGUAAGAAAGUUCUAGAGCCGCAAUAUUCUGUUAUUUACGGUUCAAUUAGUAAGGUGAAUAGUAUACAUGAAAGGGGAGAAUCUUCAUGCACGUACUGUGAAAUAUGUGGCGAUGCCAAACCACCAAACACGUUGAUACAAGGCAGCAGUUGUCGGCAUUAUUAUUGUAAAGAAUGCAUAAGGAAUUAUAUAGCAGAAAAAAUAGACGAAGAUAUUAAUGAAGUUAAGUGCCCUGUUAAAAAUUGCAAGAGAAUUUUGGAUGUCGAGUCAUUGAUGCCGAAAGAUUUUCUCGUUCGUGUAGAAGAUGCGAUACGAGAAACGGAAGUUCUGGCUUCGCCAUGUGUUAUUGAAUGUCCUUUUUUGGAUUGUAUCGGGGAAUUGGUUGAUGAUAAAAAGGGAUUUUUGAUCAGGGCAUGUCCUGAGUGCCGGAGAAUUUUUUGCGCAGGUGGUGGAGAUAAUGUGUAG
Lycium barbarum (goji berry) is the source of this 735-nucleotide messenger RNA. RefSeq lists its product as uncharacterized. Gene Ontology annotation, cellular component: cytoplasm; ubiquitin ligase complex. The transcript is spliced from 2 exons. NCBI's taxonomy places the organism in Eukaryota, Viridiplantae, Streptophyta, Magnoliopsida, Solanales, Solanaceae. The coding region runs from base 1 to 735 and encodes 244 amino acids. Gene Ontology annotation, biological process: ubiquitin-dependent protein catabolic process; protein polyubiquitination; positive regulation of proteasomal ubiquitin-dependent protein catabolic process. The record is from RefSeq and is a predicted model, not a curated record. Gene Ontology annotation, molecular function: metal ion binding; ubiquitin protein ligase activity; ubiquitin conjugating enzyme binding.